AUGUCGGGGGGCCUCCUGAAGGUGCUGCACAGCGACUUGUACGUGGGGCUGAGCCAGCACCGGGACCAGCACUUCUGGGGUGACAGUGAAGAGCAAGAAAAAUUGCUGGAGAAAAGCUAUGCAGAAAAUGCCAUGCGGUACGUAAAUGGAACUCGUCUGGAUGACCGGAUCAUUCACACGGACUGGGAUGCAGGCUUUAAGGAGGGCAGGCAGCAUGGCCGUGGGUGUUCUAGAGGCCAGGUACAAGAUGAGUAUCGCCAGGACUAUGAUGCUGGGAGAGGCAGCUAUGGAAAACUGGCCCCAAACCAGUGA
This is a messenger RNA of Hippopotamus amphibius kiboko, 312 nucleotides long. RefSeq names its product nuclear cap-binding protein subunit 2-like. Gene Ontology annotation, biological process: mRNA cis splicing, via spliceosome. The transcript is spliced from 2 exons. NCBI's taxonomy places the organism in Eukaryota, Metazoa, Chordata, Mammalia, Artiodactyla, Hippopotamidae. Gene Ontology annotation, cellular component: nuclear cap binding complex. Bases 1 to 312 code for a protein of 103 amino acids. Gene Ontology annotation, molecular function: RNA cap binding. The record is from RefSeq and is a predicted model, not a curated record.